Lolium perenne is the source of this 1576-nucleotide messenger RNA. RefSeq lists its product as uncharacterized. The record is from RefSeq and is a predicted model, not a curated record. Lineage: Eukaryota; Viridiplantae; Streptophyta; Magnoliopsida; Poales; Poaceae.
UCCCCAAUUUUUGUCACUUGUUGUGUUCAUGAUUCAUCUUCUCCAAGCCCUAAACACCCAAAAUCCGAAUCUCCCCAAGUCACGGCACAGCCAGUCCCCAAUCGUCGGCCACAAGCACACGCGCACGAUGCCGCCGCAGCAUGUGCGGGAGCUUUGGGAGAUGGACGAAAUCGUGGAGGAGAUCAUGUUCCGCCUCCCGCCGGACGAGCCGGGGAACCUCCUCCGCGCCUCCCUCGUCUGCAAGCCAUGGUGCCGCCUCCUCUCCGGCCAGGGUUUCCGUCGCCGCUACAGCGAGUUCCACCAGACACCUCCAAUGCUCGGCUUCCUCUGUAGCGGGCCAACCUUCGCUGAGUUCGUCCCCACCACAGACUUUUGCCCUCGCGAUCCCGAUCCCCUGCACUGUUAUUCUGUGUACGACUGCCGCCACGGCCGCGUCCUCCUCCAGUUCAUGGAUGAUGGUAAGGAAUUCUUAACCGUUUGGAAUCCCAUGACGGGCAGCCAAAGAGUGUUGCGCGUCCCGAAAUAUUCGGGGAUGACCCAUUGGUAUGCCUCGGUGCUCCGUUCUGCGAACGGCUGCAACCACAGCGACUGUCAUUUGGGUCCGUUCCUGGUGGUUUUUGUCAGCCUUCACGAGCAAGAAGGGGUCGCUAAGGCGUCCGUGUACUCGUCGGAGACGAGUAAUUGGAGCUCUCCAGCCUCUAAUCCUCUAUUGACGUUUUCUUUGAGGACGAAGUCAACUUGCUUGAAAUGCCUAGUGUGCUCGCAGGAGACGCUCUCUAUUUCCUCAUUUCGAGUGGAAUACCUAUUAUUCUCGAGUAUGACUUGGGAAAGUCCCGCCUCUCGGAAAUCCAUCUGGUGUCGGGGUCGGAGAUCAUUUGCCCCAUCUCUCCUAUCCUCAUGGUGGCGCAGGACGGCCAGCUGGGGCUCACGGACCUGUACAAUUUCAACCUCUACGUCUGGUGGAGGGAGGUGGGUCCUGAUGAAGUUGCGGUGUGGUCAAAAUCUAGAGUCAUCGACCUCAAGGCUCUUCUUACCAUUGGCGAUCCCGAGGUAGCAACAGACUUGGUUGGCUCCGUCGAGGGCACUGGCAUCAUUUUUGCAAUCAUAGAUCUUGUCAUUUACAUGAUUGAUCUCAAGGCACUAACAUCGAAGGAGCUGUCGACCGAGCUCUAUCAAGAUGGUCUUUUAUGGCCACUCUUUCCAUACUUUAGCUUCUACAGUCCACAAGGUGUUGUGGCUGAAGCAUCAAUUGAAACUGGACAUGGCAAUGAGGAAGCAUAAAUCUCAAGCAAGCCGCUCAUGCAUGGAAGCUAAGGUUGCUGUUUUGGUGUUAGCUUUCAUUCUGGGUUUCGAGUUUGAUGGACGAUGGGAGAGUAGUUUGAGUUUGAUGGAUGAUGGGAGAGAUGUGUUGUGUCUUGUUAAUUAAGAAAUUAUCUCUAUUCUUGGUAACCAUGCUUUAGUUAUUCAAGGCCUGAUUUCAUUUAAGCAGGGGAAGGUUACCUUUUGCCUAUAUAUUGACUGCAAGUUUGUAUGCACAACAACUAUAUAUUUCUCUCUAAAAAUAACUGUAUAUUUA